GAGAACCCGUAAUCAGCCGAUGUACUCGUUCGUGUUCGUCAACAAAAAAAUAAAGAGAAGACGUCAUCAAACCGAUGGCCUGUAAACAUGACUCGAACAAAGCCAGAGCUCUGUCGCCGACGCCGCAGUUCUACAAGCGGAAACUGCCCGACGCCUGCAUCUCGUUCUGCUCCGCCCUAGGCAAGCAGCUGUUCGCCGAGGCCCUGUCGUCUGGUCACAUGGAGUGCUACUUCAAGCUGGCCGCCCAGUUCCGCACCCAGGACGAGCCGGCCUACUGCGGCCUCACCACGCUGGUGGUGGCGCUCAAUGCGCUGGACGUGGACCCGGGCAGGGUGUGGAAGGGCCCCUGGCGCUGGUAUCACGAGGACAUGCUCCACUGCUGCGUGCCGCUCGACAUCAUUCAGAAGAACGGCAUCAACAUCGACGAGUUCGUCUGCAUAGGCACGUGCAACUCGCUGAACGUGAAGGCCGUGCGUGUGCACGAAUCUAAAGUGACGGAGGACAUGUUCAGAGACGUCGUCAAGCAGUACAGCCGGCGCGACGAUGCCUUCCUCGCCCUGUCCUACUCGAGGGCAGUUCUCGGCCAGACCGGGGACGGGCAUUUCUCCCCUCUCGGAGGCUACCACCCUGGCAAGGACUUGCUGCUCAUUCUAGACCUGGCUCGCUUCAAGUACCCGCCUCACUGGGUGUCACUGUCGCUCAUCUACAAGGCGAUGAAGGCUGCAGACAAAGCCACUGGAUUGCCACGUGGUUUCAUGACGUUGUCCCGGAGUUUGAAACAUAUGCUCGUCCUAGUUCGGCUUUGUGAACAUUUAAGCAUUCGUUCCCGCCCGAACCAGAUGCAGAGCGUGACGUCAUUCAUCAAACGCUGGAACGCCUGGCUGCAGGCGCACCUGUCUUCACGCGCCAUCGUUCAGUCACUGGACAACACCAGCCAAGAAGAUGCGACUGCCAUUACACGGGAAUGCUGCCAGGAAUUCGUCCGGUUUCUCCUAGAACUGGAUUCCGGAAUCCGUCUGAUGACACUCCAGCCGGGGAUAAAGUGUCCCAGGGAGAUCGCCCAGCAACUAGACUGCUUCGUGGGUCGGUUAGUGCGCGAGCUCGAGACGUCAGCAGCUUUUAGCGAGAUGGCCAAGGUGAUGCAGGAUCUUAACCUUCCUGACAGGCAGAAGCUGGAUGAGACUUUCCCGCUACUGGAGGAGAAGCCGUUGUGUUCCGUGUACGACAAACUGACGUCAGUGCACCUCGCUACCAUUCUCCUCCUCGCCUGGCCGGAGGUAUGCGGAGAGGACGAGACGCCCGUCUGUCGAACUAGCUGUUCCUAUGGCAACAAGAGGGAUGAUCCUCCCUCAGGCACACUAGCGUCCGAGUUGUGUGCCCUGCGAGAACAGCUUCUGGUGGUACUUAAUUUCCGAGAGGAGUUCGUGUGUAACAGCAAAGCGUGUGUUAUGCCGAAAUGUCUAUACUAAAGCUGUAUCCAAACCGUACACGUGCGACGCGAAAUAAUUAUAUGUCGUGUCGCACGUAUGCGGUUAGGAUGCGGCAAUUAAAAUCAAUGAUUUCUAAAAUAAUCGCUCGCGUCCGGUUAAGCUGUAUCCUAACUGGAGGCGAGCGAUUAUUAUAGAAAUCAUUGAUUUCAAUUACUGCAUUCUAACUGCACGCGUGCGGCGCGACAGAUAAAUACGGUUAGGAUACAGCUUUAAGGUACAGAAAGAAAGAAAGAAAUGUUUUAUUUAACGACGCACUCAACACAUUUUAUUUACGGUUAUAUGGCGUCAGACAUAUGGUUAAGGACCACACAGAUUUUGA
This is a messenger RNA of Gigantopelta aegis, 1809 nucleotides long. Its product is annotated as glutathione gamma-glutamylcysteinyltransferase-like. Gene Ontology annotation, molecular function: metal ion binding; glutathione gamma-glutamylcysteinyltransferase activity. Lineage: Eukaryota; Metazoa; Mollusca; Gastropoda; Neomphalida; Peltospiridae. The record is from RefSeq and is a predicted model, not a curated record. Gene Ontology annotation, biological process: detoxification of copper ion; phytochelatin biosynthetic process; cellular detoxification of cadmium ion. The transcript is spliced from 3 exons. The coding region runs from base 75 to 1469 and encodes 464 amino acids.